Chironomus riparius is the source of this 4451-nucleotide messenger RNA. The record is from the annotation of a GenBank genome assembly. NCBI's taxonomy places the organism in Eukaryota, Metazoa, Arthropoda, Insecta, Diptera, Chironomidae.
AAAAUUUGUAAAUAUUAUUGUUUCGUGAAUUUUCUGUGAAAAUAAUUAAUUAAUGUGCUUCUAUUGCUUUUGCUGUACAGGAAUUAUGGAUGAAAGUGAUGAACUGAGUUGUAUAUGCUCAGAAGAUGAUGAUGCGCAAAAAAUGCCAGUAUCCGAUAUUAUAUCAAGCAACAGACAUCAUCUCUCAAGCUUGACUGAUAAUAGAAACUACAAACAAAAAGCAAAACAUUCUCUUGAACGUGAUAAACAGUCUGUCACUUUAUUGUCACCGCAAGACGCUGAAGAAUUGAGAUUCUUUAAAGUUGACAGACAUUUUUGGAGUAAACUUAUAAAGCAGAAAUUUGUAAAGAAAACGGCUACGGCAACGGAAAAAGAGAACAGCACUAAAAGAGUUAAUGUUGUAAAACAGAGUCAAGGCCAAAAACGUAGAAUAACAACAACAGCAUCAAGUGACCAAAGGAUUAAGAGAGUCAGAUCAGACGCUGACAUAGCUGAUUGUGACAAAAUGUAUGACUACAGAUCAUCCUCGAUUAAGACAGAUAAUGAUUAUAUUAAUAAGAACGAGGAGGAUGAGGAAAAUAUGAUAAAUGCAUUCUAUCAACAAAGAUAUUUAGGUGGCAGUAAUAACUCAAUUGCAACUUUAUGCAAUAUAGGAAAUUCAUGUUAUUUAAAUUCUGUCAUCUAUACGCUACGAUUUGCACCAUACUUUUUGCAUAAACUUCAUCAUUUGUGUGAUGAUAUGCAUUAUGUGUAUCAGAAAAUUGGACAAAAUAAAUUGAAAAGUUCAUCGUUGGGACGAAAUGUGGGUGGUUUACAGGGUCAGAGUGGACGUAGUUGGAGUUCAAAGGACUUGGCAUCACUGAGUGGAACAAACAAUUCUGUAGCAUUUAAUGAGCCCGGUUUGCUGAAGAAUAAUCGACAAGUUGUAACUGAAAAGCUUCAUGAGCUGUAUCAAAAUCUUCAUCGAAAUGAAACAAUCGAUACGAGUGAUUCAUUUCAUGCUGGAACAUUUUUACAAUCUAUACAAGAUGUAAGUUCAAUAUUUGAGGGAAAUCAACAACAAGAUGCACAUGAGCUUUUAAUGUGCAUAUUAGACAGUAUAAGAGAAACGUGUUCAGCCCUAUCGAAAACCAUUAAGGAAAAUCCCGAGAUACUUUUGCAACAAUCGAAUUCAACAAGUAAUGAAAAUGCCGAAUUAACGUCACCACCGAACUCAAUACAAAACUCAACACAAUCAAUUAAGUCAAUAUUUUCGAGAAAGAUUAAGAGAAAAGAGACAUUAAAGUCUAAAAAUGGAUCACCAAUGAAAGAGAUUAAUUCGGAAAUGUCAUCAAUCGAGGAAUCUGGAGAAGUUAAUAAUGUUAAAAGUAGUCUUCAUAGCAUAACGAAUGAGCCGUGCGAUAGUAAUGGACUAGAUGAAAAGGAGAAAAUUGAUGAGACCAUUAAACGAUUGGGUUUAGAUUUUUUUACUGAGGACUUUGAAGGCAUCACAUUAUCAACAACUAAAUGUCUAACAUGUGAGUCAGUGACAGAACAGAAAGAGACUAUGAUUGAUAUUUCUAUACCUUUGGUAAAUGAAAACAGUCAGCCCUUAGAUCCGCAGAUAUUUUUUCAAAAUUCGUGCAUCACGAAAGAAUAUUUUCGUGUUGAGAAUCAUUAUAGAUGUGAUAAAUGUUGCGGCUAUACUGAAGCUAUUCGUUCAAUAUCAUUUGAAGUCCUUCCUCGCCUUCUAAUUCUUCAUAUGAAACGAUUCUCUGGUGGAAUGGAGAAAAUAAGCAGUUAUAGUCCAACGCCCUUUAUAUUGAAAUGUUUCUGCAAUAAAUGCUAUAAAAAGCGCGAUGAGGACAAACUUCAUAUCUAUAAACUUUAUAGUGUAAUAACACAUGUCGGUGCAACAAUGUCUGUUGGACACUACAUCGCAUACACAUGUUCUCUAGACAUUUAUAAUGAAUAUGUAAGUUGUGUACAUGAUAAACGUAGAUUAUCGUUAUCAAAUGGGACGAAAAUAAAGUCACACUCAACGCUGUCGAAUUCAGGUGCGAGCGGCGAGAAGAAUUCGGGUUUAAUGAAGAAAUUAAUUUAUGGACGUAAUAAAGCAUCGAGUAGUGGUGACAUGAGUAAAAGUAUAAAGCCUAUAAACGGACUAAGUAAAAUAAUGAUGAACGGUAUUGAAAAGUUGAAUUUAAAUUCCGAUAAAAUAAGUGCAACAAAUGGAACAACAGUGAAUGGAACAAAUAAUGCAAAUAGCUCGUCACAUAAAGCACCAAAAACGGUGUGCAAUAGUGCAAAUUGUUGUGGCAUUUAUGUGAAAGAUUUUACAAAUAUUGUCGAGAAUUAUCACAAUAACAAUAAUAUUAAUGGUGAGCGACUACAAAGUGAGAAUGGCACAUCAACAAAUUCAAAUGACGAUGCUAGUGAAUAUGAACCGAAACCAUCGCUAAAUGACCUAAAUCAAAAAGUAUGGUAUAUGUGUGACGACGAUAAAAUCAAAAUAAUGACACAGCGUGAAUUUGAGGAUGCAUUAUCGAAGAAUCAAAAGGUCAUGAUUACACCUUAUUUACUAUUUUAUGCACGUUAUGAUGCGAAAACUUUUAAAAAUUCUGAUUACGAGUAAGAAACAAACUCUUGAUGUACGAGACUACUUUAUUCACACCAACAUCACGCAUUGUAACUCUUUUUUAUGAAUAUUAAGCACUGGAGAUGUGUGGACAUGAAGAUCUUUUGGGGAUGGAUGUUAAUUAUGAGCAAUUCCCGUCUAGAGCUAAUCAGAGCUCGAAGUUGAGGCAAUUGAAGUCGACUAUGAGCUUUGGGGUCAGUUUCUUGAAUAUAUUCUCCCUGAUUCUAGCAAAGACAAAAUAGAGACUAUGACUAGUGUAUAUCCAAGAAAUUGCACCUGAGACCCACCAUACCCCCUAAACACACCUCUGUGUGAAUAUAGUGAUAGAAAACUUCUAUAUGGUAAAUAAAACAUUAUUACCUUAUAAAUAUAUAUUUAAUGAAGAAAAAUAACAAAGUAAUAUUGAUAAUAAUGCUUAGGGCAUCAACAAAGUGAUGUGUUUAGUAAAUAUUUAAUUAAAAAAAUCAUGAAGAAUUAUCUCUGACUAGAUUCCGUAUAUAUGAUGAUGAUGAUGAGUACAUGCAUAGUAAACGUAUAUAUUUGACAUGAAAAAGGUGAGAAGAAAAAGUAUUAACAAAAAGAGUGUGCUUAUUUGGUCUUGUGAUGAUGUGAUGACGGUUAUUAUUUGAAUUUGAGACUUAUUUGUGAUGAAAGUGGAUCCAAAAGGCCUAAAAAUUUGUUAAAUAUGUGUUAAGAGUGACUAUUGUUCGACUAUUCUUUAAAUAUGGAGGUGUUGUUGAGUGAGUUUUGGGAUUGAAGGAUCUGAGAAGUUUCGGUUUGUUGUUUAAAGCUUUUAAUGCUGAUGAAGCAUAACGUCAGUUAAUCAACUUAGAAAUAGAGAAUUCUUUCUUCAGCUUUCUUGCCAUCCAUUAAGACUGAUUCAAGGAUUUUAUUAGCAAAUAUUUAUCUUAAUAUGUCUAAUCUAAAUUAAGCUUGGUCCAUAAGAUCGUAAAAAGUGGGAAUUUUGGAUCAGUGGUUCUGCGAAUAUAUUGCAAUAUUUAUUUUCCAAUUAAGCUAAACUGAUUGAAAUUAGUUUCAAUUCUUAUUAAAUCGCCUCAUAUAAAGUAAUAAACAUGUUGAAAUUAUACAAAAUCUCGGAAAUUUUCAAGGAAAUCCCCGAGCUCACAUUCGACCUCCAAAACUAUCAAUCCUCUCGUUCUCUCCUCGUUGUUGAUUCUGUUGGUAUACGAUAAUUCGUACGGUAGCGUCACAUCAAUCUCAAGACCACACGAGCACAUCCUGAAAGUGAAAAUAAAUCAACGAUGGAACUUUAGAAGUCGUAUAUAUAAAAAAAUUUCCAUAUUAAGUAACAAAUGCAUUUAGAAACUUUACAAACUUAUAUAAAAAAACCAAUUAACAGCCUUUGCUUAAAUAUCAGCCUCUUGUAAGCGCUUAAAGCCGAAACAUGAAAGUUUUUUUUUUCGAUUAUUUUAACAAAUGAGAGAAAAAAAGUUAUUUUUACAUUCUUAAACAGUAUGUAACUGCAUACGUAAAAAAAUCAGCAUUAUUAAAGUUUUUUGUUUUAAAAUUUAGAGCAUACAGGAUCUUAUUUAACAUUCUAUACAUGCGAGGAGUAGAUAUAAAAUAUUCUAAUUUUAUUCAAUAGACAGUGAUAGCUCCUGAUGAUAGGCACAGAUUAUGUGUGCUUAUCGCACAUCCUCACAUCCUCAUCUCCUCAAAACAUUAAUUAUAAUGUAAGAAAAACGAGUCAUUAAAUGAAGAAAAGAAAAUGAAAGGGAAAUCUCUUAAAUUGUAGAAAAUAAAAAAAAUAAUAAUAAUAAAGAGAAAAAUGUGAUUAAAAACUGCAUCUGAAAAAAAUCUAUUAAAAAUCAAC